Molecule: messenger RNA, 2875 nt
Organism: Bactrocera tryoni
Lineage: Eukaryota; Metazoa; Arthropoda; Insecta; Diptera; Tephritidae
Product: RYamide receptor
Exons: 8
Coding region: 1301-2875 (524 amino acids)
Biological process (GO): neuropeptide signaling pathway
Cellular component (GO): membrane
Molecular function (GO): neuropeptide Y receptor activity
Source: RefSeq, a predicted model, not a curated record
AGUAGCAUUUAGUGGUUUUGUGAAUAAAAAGCCAAUGUCAGACAUUGUUUCCAUUAUUGGUGAUCAAGUUCAUCUCCUCAAGCUCCCGCUAGAUUUGUGCAAAGGAAGUAGUCAUUUCACAGAAUUAAAUGUUAUUCCACGCAAAACAAUAAAUAUAAAUUUAUUAAUCUCUAAAACUAUAAAACGAUAUCGUGAAAUAGCUUUUAAAUGCAUGCUGUAAAAAUUCUACUAACGUUGCUCAUACGCUCCGUCGCCCACUAGUGGAAAUUUCCCGCUUUUUGUUGCUGUGAAACCCCAGUAAAGGCAGGUGUCAAGCACUACUGGCAUGUGUGUGGGUGGCUCGACCUACUGGAACCAUAAAUCAUAGAGAAAUACAACGUAACCUACAUAUACUCAAAUACUAGGAAAUUGAAUUUUUACUUUAGUAAGCAAAAAGCGAAGGCAGUAGUACGAGCGUCGAAAUGAGCAGCAACUUUGGUCUGUUGUCGAUGAAUGGCAGAGUCAGCCAGCGGAAACUGAAAUUGUAAUGUGGUAACUAACCGAAAUUGCCAACAGGAAUUGCCACUACACGACCGAAACGUAUACACAAACUUUUCUUGGCAACAAAGUGUGGCAAGUACACCGGCACUCCUGCAAACAGUGGCAUACACAUACACGGCGGUUGAAAAGUUAACGAGUUGGUUAUUGUUGUAACAACGUCAGUGAGUGCAUAUGUGCAGUUGGCAUUACAAAGUUGGCAAACAAAAUGAAAGAACUAACUGAGCACAGCAACAAAGCGAGUGUGUGCAAAUAAGAUGUGAGUGGAAGUGCUGAGUGUUUGCGGCUUUUGUCACUCACAAGUGUCGCGGUUGUGUCAAAUAACUCGCUGCGAGCGCAAGUGUUGUAAGUUCUAUGCGAAAGUAGCAAGAAAUCUGUGUUGUAUUAUAAGUUGUCUGACAGCCGUUUCGACAGUGUAGGGCGCUCAUAUGAGCAAAAGUAUGCGAGCAGUCAGAAUUCUUUUAAAAAAGCUACAUAAAAACAAUAGUAAGAGACAUAAGUUUUCUUCAGUGGCAUGUGGCAAGCACAACAUAUACUACGAAAAUAUAUGCACGCACAUAUAAUUAAGCUUAUAAAUUCUGCUUAAUCGCGCACAAGUGGCAACUCCCCGAGCAACCAUAAAUUACGAGAGCUGGGUCACUGUGGCGUGAAAUUUAAUAACGGUAACGCCGGCAACGAGUCAUAAACAAAGGUGUCUUUACACUAUUACAAAUAUACGCACAUACUCACACACCCUGACAUAUACUUUAACUUAAAGCACAGCAUGGAGUCAUUCAUACGCGAGUAUGCGGUGCGCAGCAUCCUGCCACAUUUGCACAACUCCGGCGGCGCACUGCAACGCUACGUGCGCUAUGUCGUCGAAGACGCGGUCGCAAGUAUGCCAAGCAGCGACAGCGCUGGCAGCGGCCGCAGCCACAACCACAGCCUACUUUCCGGCCUAACCAAGGACAGCGGCGAUAGCGCCGAGAGCGCCAAUGACUAUUACUUUAUUACAUCGGCAUCCGCACAGCAAUUGCUCAACGACAGUGAGAGUGUCGUGGCGGCGACUACCGCAACAUCCGCGGAGCUGGUGGCACGGUCGCCGCUCGCGUACAACGAAAGCAGCUACGCCAUCGCUGAAAGUGCUUCGGUGCAGGUGUUAUCAACGCUUACUGCGACUAUGAGAGCUAUUGGCGAGUUCGCGACCAACUCGGCAACGGCUGCUGUGACCGCAACGACAGCGGCGGCUGGCGAGCUGAAUAUGACCGCCGAAAUGUGUGAUGACUCAGCUGAGGAUGUGUCUGCGCUGUCGACGGCCUACUUUAAGACCAUCGUCUAUCUGUUGUACAUUCCGAUAUUUAUAUUUGCGCUGCUGGGCAACGGCACCGUGUGCUAUAUUGUGCAGUCGACGCCGCGCAUGCGCACCGUUACCAAUUAUUUUAUAGCCAAUUUGGCGGUCGGCGAUAUUUUAAUGUCGCUCUUUUGUGUGCCCUUUUCGUUUGUGUCCAUUUUCAUUUUGAAACAUUGGCCUUUCGGCACGGUGCUGUGUAAUUUGGUGAAUUACUCGCAGGCGGUGUCGGUGUUGGUGAGCGCGUACACGCUGGUCGCCAUUAGUAUUGAUCGUUAUUUGGCGAUUAUGCGGCCACUGCGACCGCGUAUAACGAAAAGACUUGCAAAGUUCAUCAUAGCAGGCGUUUGGACAAUUGCCUUAGCAACGGCGCUGCCCAUAUUAAUUGUAUCCAAGCUAUCGCAACCGGAGACGUGGUUCAUCGAGUGUAAGAAGUACAUUUGUCACGAGGAGUGGCCUUCCAACACACAAAACUACUAUUAUACUUUAGCGCUGCUGGCACUGCAAUUCAUCGUCCCUUUGAUAGUGCUCAUCUUCACCUACACACGCAUCGCGUGUGCGGUCUGGGGCAAACGACCGCCCGGCGAGGCGGAGAACUCACGCGAUCAACGUAUGGCGCGUUCCAAGCGAAAGAUGAUUAAGAUGAUGGUGAUGGUUGUUAUCGUCUUCACCAUGUGUUGGCUGCCAUUCAACGUGCUGGUGAUUCUACUCAACGAUGAUGCCUUUAAAAUCUGGGAGCCGUUGCCAUACUUCUGGUUUGCAUUCCACUGGCUGGCCAUGUCGCAUAGCUGCUACAAUCCGAUCAUCUACUGCUAUAUGAAUGCGCGUUUUCGCGGUGGUUUCCUGCAGAUUAUUUACCGUGUGCCAGGUUUGCGACGUUGUUGUUGCCUGCGUCGUUAUUUGCAGAAUCGUGGCGAACGAAAUUACGAUGCUACCGGUGAGAUGACCUUCAAAUUCAAUGCUGGUAAUGGUGGAGGUCUGUUGAGGAAACCUAAAAUACGCAUUAGAUGA